Molecule: messenger RNA, 2231 nt
Organism: Saccostrea cuccullata (small rock oyster)
Lineage: Eukaryota; Metazoa; Mollusca; Bivalvia; Ostreida; Ostreidae
Product: FERM domain-containing protein 8-like
Exons: 12
Coding region: 148-1512 (454 amino acids)
Biological process (GO): negative regulation of canonical Wnt signaling pathway
Cellular component (GO): cytoskeleton; plasma membrane
Source: RefSeq, a predicted model, not a curated record
GGUUCCGACAUGUUUCAUACCACGAGGUUGUAUUCAUUCAGAUUUCUGCGCUUUAAUUUUAACAAUUACUGGCAUAGAAUACACAUGAGUAACCCAGAAUAGGAGACGACGUACCCGGAAUCGACGACUCAGCUAGACUCUAUUAAUAUGGCAGGAAGAAGCGGUCGGUACUUACAAACCAUGGACAAGGGAGAUUCUGCGGAUGAAGAGACCGGCAUAGAUGACGAGCACAACAAGCACAACGACCCAGCAGGCGACACUGUGGAGGUCGUGAUUUGGACAAGGGAUAUGGUUGGCAUCCACCACAUCACUGGAUACGAAGCCACCGCCGAAAAUUUGUUUAAGAUUGUUGUGGAGGAGAAACAGUUGCCACCAGAAAGUGAAAACAUUUUCUCCAUCUGGCUGGUGUCUCCCCUGCUUGAACUAAGAUUAAAAAAGAAUCACAUACCAUUCCAGUUUGCACAGUUGUGGGACGAGUACUGUGAGUUGUACACAGAUGCUAAUCCCGAUGAAAUCUCAAGAGAUGAACCUGUUGUGAUGUUCCAGAGAAAUGUAUUUCUUACUCUUGAAGAGGAAAUGAAGAUUUCGGAUGAAGUGGUCUUGAACUUGCUGUACCAUGAAGCCAAAUUUAACGUGAUAGAGGGUCGAUAUGUGUUACAAGCGGAGGAAUAUGACCAGUUGGCAGGAAUUCAGGCGUUAAUUCAUCUAGAACAUUACAAUGAAAAAACACACACACUGGAACACUACAAAGAAGAGCUUCAUAAGUUCUACCCAGCACAUAUGCGGAAACCAAAGAAUACAAAAUUUUUCAACUUCGGUGGAAACAGGAACGAUGAAGCACUAGAGGUCAGAGUUCAGAGCAUGCAUCAACAGAUCAGUGCCGAGUAUAAAAACACCGACAUAAAAGAAGCACUGGGUAAAUUGUACAGGAAAUACCUGGAGGUCUGCUGGCAGUAUGCUUUCUAUGGAAGUGCCUUUUUUGAGGGGAGGGUUCAGAAGCCGGUAGGAAAGAUAAUAGGCCACCUUCCCGGCGUGGACAAAGACAUAGACGUCCUGAUCGCUCUGAACACAGACGGGAUCUGUAUCAUUGAUCAGCUGAGAGAGGAACCAAUGCUGGCCGUGCCGUAUGAAGAUCUUUCCUGGCAUCUGAAAACCUUUAAAAAGGAGGAAAACAGAAUGCCUGUCCUUUUACUGCAGUUACUGGUCAAGAACGAGAAUGGAGAUACAAUCUCCAAAGUUCUACCAGUGUUCUCCAAACAGGCAAAUAUGAUGGAUGCUUUGAUUGAUUCAUGUGUAAAGAGGAAACUCCGUUUAGAAAAGAUGGUUAAGAAGGCUGCUGAAAAAAGUGCCAAGGAUGGAGCCAGGAAGGACGUAGUAGAAAGUGCCCAGGAUGGAGCCAGGAAGGAUGGAGAAGAGAGUGCCCUGGAUGGACCCAGGAAAUACAGGAACGAAAAUUUUUGUUGCAAGAUAUCAAACAAGCUGGAUAAAAUGAACUUAGUAAAAGUUCCAUAGGGAGGGAAGAUUAUUAAGCCCUCAUGAGAGAUUUAGGAAAACAUCGGUGGACCGCGAUAAUUAAAAUUUGUGCAUAAUACACAGUAGACAUUUCAUUUUGUUAGUGGACUGUCACUAAAGGAGAAAAGACCCUGAGUUAUAAACUUUUGUAGCCUCUCUCUCUACCAGUAUAUUCAAACCAUUACCUAGGAAGUGAAUUCAUCAAGACUCCAAAUGACAGUUUUGUAAAUUAGAAGAAAUUAGAAGAAAUGUUAUGAGUGACUUAAAUAAUAACAUAACUGAUUAUGAUGUGUUGAAAAAUCUAAACCUCUUUCGGUCAGCAUAAGUUAACUUUUGUUACAAUAUAAGUGUAUACAGAUGUUUUUUGUUUGUUUUUCUGAUCCAUUCAUAUUUUGUACCUACAUGUAUUAGUUAGCAGAGCUAUGCACGCCAUCAGUUGUGUGAAGAUUACUUAUAUAUACUGGUAUAUAUGUACAUUUUAAGUUGUCUUUGUGUCUUAGACCUCUUAGUCUUAAUUUUUUUUUACUUUAUCCAUGUGUUAAAUUGAAUUAAUAAUUAAAAACUAAUGAAGUUCAAAAUAGUUUUUUUAUAACUAACAUGACUAAUUUGCAAUAAUUAACGUAUUCAUGUAUAUUGCAAGGUAUGUUUUAAAGACUUUUUUUUGUUUUUAUGGACUCGCGAAUAUUUAGACCACAUAGUCUAUCUUUUUGUCAUUUACA